This is a messenger RNA of Nelumbo nucifera (sacred lotus), 2550 nucleotides long. RefSeq names its product Pentatricopeptide repeat (PPR) superfamily protein. The record is from RefSeq and is a predicted model, not a curated record. Gene Ontology annotation, molecular function: mRNA binding; protein binding. Lineage: Eukaryota; Viridiplantae; Streptophyta; Magnoliopsida; Proteales; Nelumbonaceae.
GGAGCAGGCAUUGGUUGAUUGAUCCCUUUUCCGAUAAAUAUUGAUUGAUCCAAGUAUUGCAAAUGCUGUUCCAGAGUCUGUUCUUCCGAGCUGAGAUGUAAUUAGGUGACUUAGGUGGGUUUGGUUGUGUGGUGUCGGAGGCAAUAUUGAUGCUAUGUUGUGAUGAAGACGACGGCAUAGAAGACUGUGGAUGAUCUGGAGAAAUUUGAGUUGAGUUUCUCGUGUCGUUGGAUUUGGAACUUUCUGUCGUGUAUUACCUUGACGGAAAGCAUUUGGGCGUUGAUAUGGCCGAUGAAGCCGCACUAGUGUGCAUAAGCUUGGAUCCAGAUUCAGUUCGGUGGAGCUGAUCGGAAAAAGGAUCCUUUAUGUUUUAAUCCGAUGAAGUGAGAACUCCUUCAGAUAGACAUUACGCAAUGUUGAGACUUCACCCGCCAAAGAAAGCGCCAGUCUAUUUCUCAUCCAUCUCAGAAAGAAUCUGCUCUUCCCUUUUAUCCUCAUUGUCACCGUCGCAUGCAUCCUGUUCGCAUUUCGUUGACACUUUGAUAAACAUGGAAAGCGUUCCCAAGGCGCUCGAAUUUUUCCAGUAUGUUUCCAAGCAAGUGGAUUUAUCCAAAAAUACUCAACUUUAUUCAGCCAUGAUUCAUAUAUUAACCGGUGCCAAAUUCUACACCAAGGCCAGGUGUUUGACAAAGGACCUCAUCCAAACUCUCCAAAUAUCCCGAAAAACUCGUGAUAUUGGUUCUUCAACUUUUGGCGUGCUCAAACGAUUUGAGAGAUCAAAGUUCACUCCUGCAGUGUUUGGGGUGUUAAUUAUGGCCUUCUCCCAAAUGGGUCUUGUUGAAGAAGCGUCCUGGGUGUACUACAAGAUCGGGAAAUUGCCAGCAGUGCAUGCUUGCAACUCACUGUUAGAUGGAUUACUUAAGAUGGGUAGAUUUGAUUCCAUGUGGGAACUUUAUGAAAACAUGCUAUCCAAUGGGUUUGGACCUAAUGUUGUCACAUAUAGCACUUUGAUUAAUGCUUGUUGCAACCAAGGCAACAUUCAUAAAGCACGCCAAAUAUUUGAUGAAAUGGUGGAGAAGAGGAUUUAUCCAACAGUUGUCACUUAUAGCAUCCUUAUCUGUGGUUUGUGUAAAGAAAGUAAUGUUGCAGAAGCUACUGAGAUGCUAAGGAUGAUGCAGCAAUCUGAUGUGCUACCGAAUCUCUACACUUACAAUGCACUACUGGAUGGGUACUGCAAAAUGAGUAGAGUGCAACAAGCACUAGAUUUGUACAAAGAAAUGCUUGUUGAUGGUUUACACCCAAAUAUUGUAACAUUUGGGAUCUUAAUCGAUGGGCUUUGCAAAGUGGGUGAAUUAGAGAAGUCCAGGAAGCUUUUUGUUGAUAUGGCCAAAUAUGGUAUUAUUCCAAAUAUAUUCAUCUACAACUCUCUCAUCACUUGCCGUUGUACAACUGGCAGAUUAUCUGAAGCCUUGGAUCUUUAUUCAGAGAUGUCAAAGAUAGGAAUUUGUCCUGAUGUUCUAACUUACAGUAUACUUUUAAAAGGUCUUUGUAUCACCGGAAGAUUACAAGAAGGGGAUGAUUUAUUCAACAAAAUGCAGCAAAAUGGCAUUGUUGCAAAUUCCGUGACAUACAAUACUCUGAUUGAUGGAUAUUGUAAAGACGGGAAUAUGGAGAAGGCUUUGAAGAUGUGUUCUGAAAUGACAGAAAAGGGUAUAGAGCCCAAUGUGAUCACCUUCUCCUCCUUGAUAGAUGGGUAUUGCAAGGAAGGUAACUUAGAGACUGCCAUGGGAUUAUACUCAGAAAUGGUGAUUAAAGGCAUUGCUCCUGAUGUGGUUGUCUAUACAUCUCUGAUUGAUGGACACUCUAAAAAUGGUAACUUCAAGGAGGCAUUCCGGUUGCAUAAAGAGAUGACAGAGGCUGGUCUCGACUCUAAUGUUUUCACAAUCAGUUGCCUGAUAGAUGGGUUGUGCAAGGAUGGGAGAACUCUUGAUGCCAUGAAACUUUUCUUGGAGAAAAUGGGAUCUGAUCCCAAGGGUGCUGAAACAGAGCACAUAGUGAGAAACUAUUACUCCCCAAAUCAUGUGACAUAUACAGCUUUGAUUCAUGGUCUGUGUAGGGAAGGACGGAUUUUGAAAGCCAGCAAGUUUUUCUCAGAUAUGAGAAGAUUUGGUUUGAUACCAGAUGUCAUCACUUACACAAUUGUUAUACAGGGGCUUUGCCAAGUCAAACAUAUAUGUGAUGUAAUGAUGUUGCAAGCUGAUAUGCUAAAGCUUGGUAUCAUGCCUAAUUCAGUUACAUAUCGUGUGCUGGCUAAUGGUUACUGGGAGAAUGGGGAUCACUUAUCAGCUCUCAAGAGUUCUGAGGCUGGUGACAAGAUGAAAGUAGGUGUGGGGUGUUUCGACUCAGAAGUAAUUUUAAAAGGUUCUUUUCUGGAUAAUAAUAACUGCAUUUUUUAUGUACAAAGCCACUGAGAAGCCCUUUGUACCUAUUACCUCAUUGGUUUUGCCAAUUUAUUCAUAAAUUUUUAUAUUAUAGUACUUGUUAAUUUUA